Molecule: messenger RNA, 885 nt
Organism: Gryllus bimaculatus (two-spotted cricket)
Lineage: Eukaryota; Metazoa; Arthropoda; Insecta; Orthoptera; Gryllidae
Source: the annotation of a GenBank genome assembly
GCCUAAUGUAACAAUUUUUUAAAAUUAUUUAUGCCUUAAUUGUGCGGAAUUCAUCAGCAUUUGCGAAACGGUUACACCCUUACCUCAAUACUUCAUUUUAUAAUUGGCGCCACUGAUUCGAUGGAGAGCAUUAAUCAAGAGGAAUAACUUAUAUUGUUUUUCUGUGAAACAACGGAGCUUUUUAUUUUGUGUUGUUUAAAGUCUGGAAUAUGUUUUAUCCCAGAAACGAUGUAUCAGCUAAUAGCUCAAUUUAUAUUUCUGAAUAUUUGCAGCUGCUUGAUGGAGUUAUCAUAAAAAAGUUCCUUGAAUUGGAUAAAUGCUGCCUACUAGCAGAUCGAUAUAUUCUUGCAAUGAUAUUUACAUACUUUACAAGAGCACAGUUAACUCCUCAUGAAUUCACACCCUAUAACUUCUUUGUUGCUCUCCAUCUCGCACAUGAUAUUGAAGAAGAUGAUGAAGAAUUAAAAAGAGCUUCAGUGAUUUUUGCAUUACAUGGUGAGACAGCAUGUAAUUGCGUAGACAAUGACUUUUACCAGAGCUUUCUUAGAAGCAGAAAUAUUCUGUUGGAAAGAAUGAAACACAGAGCUCUUGUUAGCCUUGGAUGCUGUUUAAAGGUAAUAGAAAUGCACCCCCAUCAUUCUGCCUGGCUAAGGUUCAGAGCAGAAGUCCAUGCAGGAGCCAACAGAGGAUACAUGCCAAAGAGCAUUCAUGGAGCAUCUGAAGUAAAUGAUAUAUGUUGGAAUUGCAACAAGUGGAAAACAGUCCUUAACAAUUAACUCAAGGAAGGUGCUAUUCGCUUUAGUAUUUUACUGCAGUCAAACUUGUUUUCAAAUUUCAAUAAAAUUUUCAAGUUUGUAACAAAAUAAAAAAAAACAACCAAUAACA